CAUUGAUGAAAGCUGAGUCUAGCCAAACAUGUUGUGUAAUAAGAUAAGCAAAGUUAACCUUUUUUUGUUGUUUUUCUUUUUCAAGACAAAUUGUUUAAAAAUUUUGGUGCAAAAAACCGAAAUGCCAACCAACAUGUAUCUAUCCAUCUUUUAAUCACUCUAAACUUAGUUUCUAAUUUAUCGUUUAAAACCAGAAACCGAAAGCUCCGUUUCAACUGCUCUUUACCCUUUAGCGAAAGCUAGGCUAAACCCUUUCAAGAGAAACAACAACAACAACAACAAAAAAAACAGGCUUCUGCUACAACUUAUUGUUACUUCUGUCUAUUUUUUUUUUCUUGGUGGGGUUGUCUUUUUAAAUGGGAUGGCUUCAGAGCUGCAGAUAAUACUCACCAAGACAAACAAAAGGGUUCUUUGUUAAAAGAUGAGGACAUUACACAAAGGCAGACAAUCUGAAAAGAGUCUCUUUUUUAAGUAUUACAAAUGGGUUCUUUGGUUUUCAUUUACUCUUUAUUUUCUAACAUCUUUCUUCAUUACCAACAAGCCGCUACCUUUGUCUAAAACCCGUGUUUCUGGUUCUAAAUCUUCCCUUGCUUCUCGUGUUCUGUUCGAAUCUGUCAACAAAACCAGACAUAAAUCCAAACCCAAAAAUCCUGCUGCGUUUAAAGAUUUGAAGAUAUUCAUCUACGAGUUACCAUCAGAAUACAACGAGGAUUGGCUUUCGAACAAGAGAUGUAGCAACCAUUUGUUUGCCUCCGAGGUUGCCAUUCACAGAGCAUUGAUGAACACCUAUGACUUGAGAACAUUCGACCCUUAUGAAGCUGAUUUCUUUUUUGUUCCUGUUUAUGUCUCAUGCAACUUCAGCACCGUUAAUGGCUUCCCUGCCAUUGGCCAUGCUCGUUCUCUUAUAUCUUCUGCUAUUCAGCUUAUUUCCUCGAACUACCCUUUCUGGAACCGAACACAAGGUUCCGACCACAUCUUCGUUGCUUCCCAUGAUUAUGGAGCCUGCUUCCACGCCAUGGAGGAUAGAGCUAUUGAUGAUGGGAUUCCGGAUUUUAUGAAGAAUUCGAUAAUUCUACAAACUUUCGGUGUUAAUUUCAAGCACCCAUGUCAAGACGUUGAACACGUUGUUAUACCGCCUUAUAUACCGCCGGAAAGUGUACGGAAUACCCUGGAGAAAUCUCCGUUGACCGGGAACAGAGACAUCAUGGUCUUUUUUAGGGGGAAAAUGGAGGUCCACCCCAAAAACGUUAGUGGAAAAUUUUACGGCAAGAAGGUGAGGACGGAAAUUUGGCGGAGAUAUAACGGUGACCAGCGGUUUUACUUACAAAGACAGAGAUUCGCCGGUUACCAAUCAGAAAUCGUACGGUCCGUUUUUUGUUUGUGCCCACUCGGGUGGGCUCCAUGGAGUCCAAGGCUUGUCGAGUCCGUGGCCUUGGGUUGCGUGCCGGUGAUAAUAGCCGAUGGUAUCCAAUUGCCAUUUCCCUCCGCCGUGAAGUGGUCGGAGAUUUCCCUCACGGUGGCGGAAAGGGACGUGGGGAAGCUAGGGAGGAUCCUGGAACACGUGGCGAAGACCAAUUUGUCAACCAUCCAGAAAAACCUGUGGGACCCUGCUGUCAGCAAGGCCCUACUGUUCAAUGAUCACAUGCAAGAAGGAGAUGCCACGUGGCAGGUUCUCGAGUCACUCUACAAGAAACUGGACCGGUCGUACAAGAGAUCGAGGGUUUCAAGCCAAUAGGGAGCGAACACGUGGAACUGUGUUGUGUGGCGCCAGCUAAGGUUUGUUUCCUUCCCAACGUGGAAGACAGCUAGGAAUGGUGUUUGAAUCCUCAAAAAGAAAAAAAACGAGAGAUGGGAAUUUUUAUUUUUAUACGGUGGGUCGGUGAGCCCACAUUAACCCCAUUCCUUUUUUUUUUUUUUUUUUUUAGAUAUUUAGAGGCAGAAAAAAAAGCAGUAUAGUUAGUUAAUUAUAUGAAAAUGGGCUCUAUUUGUUUGUUUGUACAUGGAAAAAAAAGACAAAAUAACUGUUUUUUUGGUAAAUAAUACAAAUGAAAUAGUUCGUUUUUUUA
Molecule: messenger RNA, 2066 nt
Organism: Gossypium raimondii (Peruvian cotton)
Lineage: Eukaryota; Viridiplantae; Streptophyta; Magnoliopsida; Malvales; Malvaceae
Product: probable glucuronoxylan glucuronosyltransferase IRX7
Exons: 4
Coding region: 422-1735 (437 amino acids)
Molecular function (GO): glycosyltransferase activity
Source: RefSeq, a predicted model, not a curated record